GUACAUAUCAGUAGACUGUGCAGAGCGAAAUGUGCAGCGUAAUCUGGAGAAGAAGUAGAACGGAGAAACGAGAGGAUUAGAUCCAUACAGCUCCCGUCGGUCAAAUAGCACUACACAUCAGACAUGUCUGCUGAGCCCAACUACCGGCGCAGUAAACCAGGAAUGAGAGCCACUGUUCCCAAUUCAAAUGGUGCAGCUGGUCCCACAUCACAGAUUCCCGGCCUGUCCCAAAGUGCUGAUGACGCCACACCCAUGGAGAAAGGCAAGGGCAGACGAGUUGGUAUUCAGGCCUGUGAUUCAGACUAUGUUAAACUUGCAAAGCAAGGAGGCCACAAGGGUUUACUGUCACAUGACAAUGAAGAUGGUGACUCCAAAUCUGGCGGCUCACAAAAGGCCUCCGACUGGUUUAGUGGUGAAAAUAAUCAAAGUCAAAGUAAAGCAUCCUCACAGAGGCUGGUGGCCCCGUUUGGGACUGAUGAGUGUACUGCAUGGGAUGACAAGAUUUUAGGAGUUGACAACGCAACUUCCAAGAUGGAGAACCUCGCUAUGAGUCCAGAAGAAAUUGAGGAGGCCAACAAGUACAAAAGAAUGUCACACGUUAAGAAGACAUCCGCUCCUGUUAGCAUGAGCAAGCUGUUGAGCUUUGGCUAUAUGGAGGACGAAAAGAAGUCUGCUGAUGAUGAUGCCUCAAGUGUGACAUCAGAGCAGACCAGCCCUACUGUCACAGAGGAGGAUCAGGAAUAGAGUUGGAGCUUCCUGUCGGGUUAUGCAGAUGGUCAGCCCACCACCCCUCGUCUUUUAUUCACCUUAUUUAUGCAAACUUCUUUUAGUCAUCGUUAUCUUUUAAAAUCAUUUGUCACGCGUACAUGUAUGAUGGUGCUUGUGAUCCCCAAUUUAACCCCCUUUGAAGUGCUAAUUGUGGAGAACAUUAACAGGAAUAACUCGAUACCUGCAGCACAACGGGCAAUGCAGCUUUGGCCCCAAUAACAAACUUCAGGUUUUCAUUUUUAUACAUUUCUCUAAUUGCCAAAAUGCCAAGGUUUAUUUUUUUUUAUUUUUCUACUAAACAGGCAAACAUAACCUACUCCUAACUAUAAAUGGGACACAACCAUGCUGCAGCCAAGGGAUGAGUUAACUGUUAAUUGUUAAGUUAAUUGUCCAGUCAGAUGUUUGAAAACGUGCAAAUGUUCGCCAAGUCCUCGCCAGUCACUGCUAUUGUAGAAACGAGAAACAAAUCUGUAUAUUGAUGAGUCUGUAUAUGUUGAGAUCUUUACUGGGGAUCAGCAAGCUUGCGACUGUGAAUGUGUUGUUAUGCUACUGGCAUUGUUCUGAUGUAAUGGUACUUUUUCUUAGACUAGGUUUAGUGAAUGUGUAACAGAGUUUUAACACCAUAUUGGCUUUUUGUCUCAUUAAAUGAUGUUUACACUUAAUGUGUAAUAAAUAAAUAUGCAUGUGCAUGGAAA
Trichomycterus rosablanca is the source of this 1463-nucleotide messenger RNA. RefSeq names its product chromosome 6 C7orf57 homolog (gene c6h7orf57). The record is from RefSeq and is a predicted model, not a curated record. The coding region runs from base 124 to 744 and encodes 206 amino acids. NCBI's taxonomy places the organism in Eukaryota, Metazoa, Chordata, Actinopteri, Siluriformes, Trichomycteridae. The transcript has 8 exons.